This is a messenger RNA of Brassica oleracea var. oleracea, 766 nucleotides long. RefSeq names its product ubiquitin-conjugating enzyme E2 28. Gene Ontology annotation, molecular function: ubiquitin conjugating enzyme activity. The transcript has 4 exons. The coding region runs from base 115 to 561 and encodes 148 amino acids. Gene Ontology annotation, cellular component: nucleus. The record is from RefSeq and is a predicted model, not a curated record. Gene Ontology annotation, biological process: protein polyubiquitination. Lineage: Eukaryota; Viridiplantae; Streptophyta; Magnoliopsida; Brassicales; Brassicaceae.
GAAAAGAAAAAAAAAGAAGCAUAAAUCCCACCAAAAAGUUGGGUCUCGAAGUCUCUCUCUCUCUCUCUCUCUCUAGUGAACCGAGUUUGGAGGAUCUGUGAAGAAAAGCAAGAAAUGGCUUCGAAGCGGAUCUUGAAAGAGCUCAAGGAUCUCCACAAGGAUCCUCCUUCCUCCUGCAGUGCUGGCCCAGUUGCGGAAGACAUGUUUCAUUGGCAAGCUACAAUAAUGGGUCCAUCCGAUAGUCCUUACUCUGGCGGAGUCUUUCUCGUAACCAUUCACUUCCCUCCCGAUUAUCCUUUCAAACCACCAAAGGUUGCAUUUAGGACAAAGGUGUUUCACCCUAAUGUCAACAGCAAUGGAAGCAUUUGCCUCGACAUUUUGAAAGAACAAUGGAGUCCUGCACUCACCAUAUCCAAGGUUUUGCUUUCGAUAUGUUCAUUGUUAACGGAUCCAAACCCAGAUGAUCCUUUGGUUCCAGAGAUUGCUCACAUGUAUAAAACGGACAGAGCCAAGUAUGAGUCUACUGCUAGGAGCUGGACUCAGAAAUAUGCUAUGGGGUAAAGUUUCUGCUUUUGAUCCAUCAAGAAUCGGUUUUUAAGGGAGGGAGAGAGAGAGAGAGGACUUUACAAAGGAUCUUCCAUAAAAUUAAGUUAGAUUCCUGUGUUAUUGUUUGAUCUCUUUGUUUCAAAACUCUUUGAUAUCACUUGUUAAACAAGAAAAAAAAACAUUUACUUCUCCUAUUUAUUUCCUGUUUCUUUUGUUUUUC